This is a messenger RNA of Mytilus californianus (California mussel), 1486 nucleotides long. RefSeq lists its product as uncharacterized. Bases 41 to 1291 code for a protein of 416 amino acids. The record is from RefSeq and is a predicted model, not a curated record. Lineage: Eukaryota; Metazoa; Mollusca; Bivalvia; Mytilida; Mytilidae. Gene Ontology annotation, molecular function: zinc ion binding. The transcript has a single exon.
CAACGGGAAGUAUAAUUGUCAGACAUCUUUAAAUUUUGAAAUGGCGUUCGCAAGUUCAAUACAAAAAAGUCAAAUUCCAGUUGGAUGUCAGUUAUGUGAAGGUGGAAAUAAGAUUCAAUGGAAAUGUAUCACAUGUGACUUGCUUAUGUGCGACAAGUGCAAGGAUGGGGUCCAUCUAAAGAUUGCUAAAGAUCAUAAAAUACUUAACAUAAUUGACAUAGGAAAACCUGACACAAUUAUAUUCAGUGAUGUGAAGUGUGACGAUCAUUCUCAGCAGGCUUGCUGUCUAUACUGUAAUACUUGUAAUAAGUUUAUCUGUCCAAAGUGUAUCACUAAAGUACAUAAUGGACAUGAGUUAAUUGAAGAAGAAGACUAUAAUAAAGGCAAAGUAGAACUGAAGCCAAAACAGAAAAGUCAGAUUAAGUUAGGAAUAUCCAAAGAAUAUACAGCAGAUCUUAUCUCUAUUCACGAUAUAGCCGUAUGUUCUGAUGGUUCUAUGUGGAUGGCAGAUAAUCUCAGAUCAAAGAUAAAACAUGUCAAACUUAGGGAGAAUAGAACUGUAGUAAUAAGAAGUUUAAACACUAAGACUUAUGGAAUGGCAAAAACUCAUUCAAAUAACAUUCUUGUUGUAACAGGUGAGACUAAACUCAAAUUAAUCAACGCCAUGACAGGGGAGAUGACAGAUUUCAGGUAUGAUGUAAAACCAUUGAUACCAACCGGUAUCCAUGUAACCAGUGAUCACAGAGUCAUCAUAGGAGCCAGGUCUCCAGGCAAGGCAUUCCCUGCCACAGGAAGACGUGUAGUGGUGGUAAUGGAUCAGGAAGGAAAACAACUCAAGGAAUAUGAACAUGACAAACAUAAGAAACGGUUAUUAACCUACCCUGCACGUGUAACCUGUACCAGUAAUGGUAAUAUCUGUGUGGUGGACUGGAUAGAUUAUGAUAGGAGAGGUAGAGUGGUAGUGUUAUCACCAGGAGGAGACAUUCUAGGGACUUACACUGGUCACCCUGAUGUCAACACUGAGAAGGAUCCAUUUAUACCUGUAGGAAUACUAACCUUACCAUCAGAUAAUAUCAUUGUUACUGAUACAGAUAACCAUUUAUUACAUAUACUGACUGACCAAGGACAAAUUAUUACCUACUACAAUCUCCAUGACAUGGGGAUCUUACAUCCACACUCCCUUGCUCUGUCUACAACAGGAACUAUCUAUAUAGGAUGCCUUAUUAAGAGAAUUUUUUUUUUUAUUCCAGUCAAGACCAAACUUUAUGAGUUGGAAUAUUCUGGAUUCUAGUGAUUUGCCAUGUCCAUUCUACAUCAGGAACUAUAUCUAUAAUUGGAUGUGUUGUUUUAUCAUAAUGAAAAACUACAUCGAACUUCUUCAAAGCAUUAAGUUCUAAACUUUUAUAUACUGGUGCAGGUUGCAGCAUAUUUGUUAACAGUAGAUGCCAAUGUUUUUUUAAUAAAUUUUAGCAUGGGUUUAAAUAUA